AUGGCAAUUAGAGUUCAGUUUGAAAAUUCAAAUGAAGUUGGUGUUUUUUCACGACUAACUAAUUCGUAUGGUCUUAUUGCUUUGGGGGGAUCAGAAAAUUUUUCUAGUGUUUUUGAAGCAGAAUUGUCACAACAUAUUCCAAUAGUUUAUGCAACAAUUGGAGGUACAAGAGUUAUAGGUAGAGUAUGUGUAGGUAACCGUAAGGGACUACUAGUUUCAAGUAUAUGUACAGAUCAGGAAUUAUUACAUUUAAGAAAUUCUUUACCUGAUGAUGUUAAGAUAAAACGAGUAGAAGAAAGAUUAUCAGCUUUAGGAAAUUGUAUAACAUGUAAUGAUUAUGUCGGUUUAAUACAUACAGAUAUUGAUAGAGAAACUGAAGAGAUAGUACAAGAUGUAUUAGAUAUAGAGGUAUUUAGAACAUCUAUAGCUGGUAAUUUAUUAGUAGGUACAUAUUCAUAUUUUACAAAUAAUGGUGGUUUAUUACAUGCUAUGACAACUUCUCAAGAAAUUGAAGAAUUGUCAGAACUUUUACAAAUACCAUUAAUUACUGGAACAAUAAAUAGAGGUAGUGAUCUUAUCGGAUCAGGACUAGUUGCAAAUGAUUGGUCUGCAUUUUGUGGUAUGGACACUACAGCAAUCGAAUUGAAUAUUAUAGAAAAAAUUUUUAAACUUAAUAAUAUAGAAGAUACAAAUAUUGAAGAUACCUUUAAAUAUAAAUCCUCAAUUGUUCAAACAAUGAUAUAA
Molecule: messenger RNA, 744 nt
Organism: Plasmodium vinckei vinckei
Lineage: Eukaryota; Apicomplexa; Aconoidasida; Haemosporida; Plasmodiidae
Product: eukaryotic translation initiation factor 6, putative
Exons: 1
Coding region: 1-744 (247 amino acids)
Biological process (GO): assembly of large subunit precursor of preribosome; maturation of LSU-rRNA; ribosomal subunit export from nucleus
Cellular component (GO): nucleolus; preribosome, large subunit precursor; cytosol
Molecular function (GO): ribosomal large subunit binding
Source: RefSeq, a predicted model, not a curated record